UUCACCUACUCCCUGGCACAAUAGCAGAAGAGCACAACACCAAUAUAAGUCGGCGCAUCUGCCUUCAACAUCGUACUUUGUCUUCAGACUCGGGCCAAUCACUUCUCAACAUGAUCUGCACACAGGCAACAUUGAGCGUUUUGCUAGGAGUUAUCGCUCUGGGAGUAGGGGAGCCACCCGCACCGCAGUACGGCCCACCGGGUUUCGGCAACGGGAACGGGGGUCGUCCCGCAGGCAACUACGGUCCACCAGCGGCCCGGCCACCCGCAUCCAGCUAUGGACCACCAGCUGGCAACGGAAAUGGAUAUGGAGCUGGUGACGACGGUGGAAAGCCAGAACCAUUCAAUUUCGAGUACGAAGUGAAGGACGCUGCCAGUGGAAACGACUACGGACACAAGGCGUCGAGCGACGGAACCCGUGUGACAGGCACCUACCACGUGCUGCUGCCUGACGGACGCAACCAGAUCGUAGACUACACGGCCGACGAGUCUGGUUACAACGCUCAGGUCAAAUACGAAGGCGAGGCCAAUGCCAACGGAGGUUACCCAUCUGGUCCCAGCAAUGGAGGUUACCCAUCAGGCCCCAGCAACGGAGGCGGCUACCCCAGCAACGUCAAUGGCGGCGGAUAUCCUUCAGCAGGACCUGGAGGAUUUCCAUCAGCAGGAUUCCCCUCGGCGCCUGGCGGCGGAUCCAACGGCUAUCCUUCGGGAGGACCUCCCAGCUCAUCAUACCUACCUCCUGGAAAAUAGACUAUGGGUAUAAUAGAAAUGAAUAACAACACAAACGUUGAGAUCAGUGAAAAUCAGAUCAUCAACAAUACGACAACGGUACCCUACUGAGAAUUGUUUAAACAAUGUGAAUUGAUUUGAACUUUUAAAACUUUGAAAUGACUCUCAGUCAGCAUUAUACAAUACGUUGUUUUUUGCAUUUCCCAGCUCAAGUGUUUCUAUUCAGAGACCUUGUACAUUUCUUAUUUUCAUAAAUUAAUUUUGAACGCUUGAACGAGAUGGAGUAAACUUUGUAUGGAAAAUGGAUUAACAGUUAAACAUAUAACGAGAGUAUUCAGUUUUUUCAAAAUCAUUCUAUUCAAAAGAAACCUGCUAAGGGAGUGAAUUUUGUAAUAAGUUGGAAAUGUUUUCGAAUUGCUGUUUUCAUCAUAAUGCUAUCUCAAUCGAUGUCAAUACCCAACUUUUACAACUCUGUAAAUUAUUCAUUCCUUUAGACAAAAUAAGAGACGAGUGCCAGUAUAGAAAUAAUUUGCCAUAUUAUCCUAUAUUUUAUAUCGAUAGAAAUUGUGUAUUUACAAAUGAUAAGCUAGCAAUAAACAAUCAAUUAUUUGGUUCUUCUACUUUGUAAUAUAGUUUCCAACAAUAAAAGCAUAUUUUUAUCGAUUGAAAUAUA
Nilaparvata lugens (brown planthopper) is the source of this 1401-nucleotide messenger RNA. Its product is annotated as pro-resilin. The coding region runs from base 111 to 749 and encodes 212 amino acids. The record is from RefSeq and is a predicted model, not a curated record. NCBI's taxonomy places the organism in Eukaryota, Metazoa, Arthropoda, Insecta, Hemiptera, Delphacidae. Gene Ontology annotation, cellular component: extracellular matrix. The transcript is spliced from 3 exons.